GCUACGACAGCUUUACAAGUGCAUGGGAAGGGAAUGUCCCUACACAACAGACUAUGUUGACAAUUUUCGGAGACAUUUUAAUAAGCAUUUUACUAGCUACAAUGUCAAUAGCAUUGGUUUAGUGCCAUUUGACUUUAAGAAGUGCGCAUAUUGUAACAUGACUGUCGGUGAUUGGUUCCAAAUGGAGAAGCACUACGAGGAGAAACAUGCGUACUGCGAGUUCCAGUGCAAUUAUUGCUUCUAUAGAGCCCUUACUCAGGCAUACGUGGAAAUCCACCAGGCAAAUGUUCACCCUGAAAAGCCUGUAGUGGUUCUAGAAGCUAGUAUCACAAACCAUCCUCGCCCUCCUGUAGAAAUCAAUCGUGUUGAGCGCGUAAAGCCCUUUGUUUGUCAAAAUGAUUGCAACAAGUAUUUUUUUGUGCCGGAAGCAUUUUUCGUCCAUUUAAGGUUGAAGCAUGCCGCGCUCUCAGUCUUCUUGUGCCAUUUAUGUCAAGUGGCUAGUUACACGCCGGCCCAACUUAUUGAGCAUUACAAGAAGCACGGAAUCCUAAAAUAUCAGUGUUUAUACUGCAAUCAUGGCACCGAAAGCAUGACCGAAAUGCAUAAUCAUCUCAGCUCGAAUCAUUACAACCAGAAGCCUGUUUUUCUUGAAAGAACUCUGCCUCCAUCGCCUACAAAGACGAAAAGUGCCAUCGACCAACUACUUUUGCGAAAUGCAGAAGAGCAAUACACACUAGUUUCAAAAGUUAUCGGAAUCUCUGAUAAAAUGCCAGCUAAUUCGGAAUUAGAUGCGAGUAGGGAGGCAAAUGACUUAGCGCGAGUAAAACCUUUGAGUGAAAAAGCGGAGUCGAACAAUUAUAUAAUAUCAGUAGCACCCACUCGACCUAACAGCCCCCCGACUAUCCAAAUAAUCGCCACCGAGAGCAAAGUAAGCAGCGAUGAUGCGUUAAAAACUGAUUCCGCAUUUCGGAAAAUGACUGAAAGUAUUUCCCGAGCAGAAAAGAAUCGCGACUCCGUCAAUCAACUGAAGAAAUGUAAAAAAAAUUUGAAAUGCAAGCAGCAAGAGCCGCAAAAGGCUGCUGAAAGUGGUGCUCCCGGAAUCUUCCAAGAUAUCGGCACUAAGGAUGAAUUCAUAAACACGAAUUUGCUGGAUAACCCGGAAUUUCUGAAGACUCGUGAUUCUACACCGAAGAAGACCACGGCAUUGGACGACGAUGAUAGUGAUAUAGAAAUAAUAGAAGACUACGGAAUACCUGAAAGUAGAGGCGAAGUUGUGAUUAGAGAACCUCCAACAACUCCUGAUACAAAGCCGAAGGACGUGCAUUCGCUUUCGGUUGCGGAUAACUCUGACAUCUCGAAUGAUGCUUCUAGUUUCGAUGCUACAAGUCCAUCAAAGACUAAUGGUUUUCUAACUCUAGAUGACAUCAGACACACGGGUUUUACUGGAAUGGAUUUGUACAAAUGUGGAAUACUGAACUGCAAUUUCUCUGCUCCGAAUUCUCCCACUUUGCGGAACCACAUCCGAGAAUGCUGUUUUGUUAAUGUUGCUGCUAGUUUCAACAAUUUCGUCAACUUCCAAUGCAGUCAUUGUCCGAAGUCAUUCCAAAAGAUCGGAUUCUUUAUGGAGCAUCUAGAGAUUCACGGUCUGAAGCGAUACUGCUGUGCUGUUUGUGGAAAGAGAUUCGCGGUACAGAGCCAAGCUGUCACUCAUCUGUACAUGAAACACAAGGUCAAACUUCAUAAGCUUCUUCCUGCUGAUCCUAAAAAUCGCGCUGCUGGUGGUCUAUUUGUUGUGCACCCCGUGGGUAAAGGAAAGAAGAAGAUUCCGACUCCCAAGUUUGUAGAGAAGGAAAGUCCGAAAUCCGUGGAGUCUGAAACUUUGGCCUUCUCGCCUAACCAAAUCGACCUUCUUCCUCGACAAGCGAUUUACAGUCGGGAGGUGCAGUGUACUAUUUGUCCUUUUAAAACCAAAGUUCGAACCAAUAUUGUCAGACAUCUACAGUUUCAUGCUAAAGACGAAUCGGUUCCUGAAUCCGAACCUGUUAAUCCUGUUCCAUGUUUGGAAAAGAGAGAAAAGAUGUUUGAUAAGAUGGAAAACCACGCGAGCAGUUCCCAUCAGAAUGAAAGAAUGGGAGCAAAAAUAAAGGAAUCUAGUGCUCAACCUGAAGAUGAAACGCUGCCGAAGUAUGUUCCCGAGAAUAAAAGAUAUGUUUGCGGCAUUGCUGAAUGUUCGUACUUGACUGUCAACGAAGAUAUGUUACGGUAUCAUCUGAAGGCUUUGCACUCUGAGGAACCGUUCUUCAAAUGCACUCAUUGUAAAGCUCAAGGACAAGAUGCGCAAAAUGUUGCGAUCGAGAAGAUGGGAGUACAUUUGAAGAUGCACGACUCGAAGCUUUAUAAAUGCUCGCACUGUGAUUAUUUUCAUUAUCAGAGAUACGUUGUGGAGCGACAUCUUGGUGACAAACAUCCGGAAAAGAGAGCCCUCGUUAAAGUGAUACGAGAGUUUGAAUCGGAUGAAAGCUCUCAGCCUCCUCCCUUAGAAGAAAACGAAGACGAAACUCCGGAUCCGGAUGGAAAUCACUGGAAGUGCAACGCCUGCGAUUACAAGUGCGUUUACAAAGCGGAAAUGCAGACACAUGUUGGAAAUGAACAUGACGAGAAAAGCCAGUAUAAAUGCACGGCUUGUCCGUUCAGAACGAACGGAAGAAUUCAGCUUGAUCAGCAUAUUAAUACGAAACAUCCAAACGACCUUGAAGUGGAUCAUCAGAUGGUCUAUCAGAGAAUCAAAGGUACGAAAAAAGUGACGGAUCCGGUGGAACCGGGAACUCCGGAGGUACCUUUUGAUACGACUCCACUUUGGCGAAGAGGUAUGCUGGGGAUUAAACAUAUUCGGGGAAUUCUUAUUGAGGAAGAACCUAGUUCAAACUCCAAUUCCGCGAGUCCAACUACUCCUGAAAAGUUUGGGAAGAGGAAGCGGAAGAGCGGUACGGAUAUUUCGGCCAAGCCAGGUAAAUUUAGGUGCAUUAAACCUGUUGAAACGGAUGAUAGUGAGUCUCAGAGAGGACAAUAUGGUUUUUAUGGAAAUCCGGUUGGUUCAUCGUAUGAGUGCACGAUUUGCAAUCAGUUCAAGACGAAAUACAGACGUGAUAUGAGAGAUCAUCUGUACAGAGAGCUGAAGUACGUGAGAUUUCACUGUAAGACGUGUGGAUUCGUGUCGGUAAACAAGAAGUCGUUGGCGAGACACUGCAGUCAAAAUCACGAGGGAGAAGUUCCGAAUUGUGAGAAUCUACCUCCUGACUCAAGUAUUGAAGAAUGGGUCAUGACAUUGUUGAAUCGUCAAACAGAGGCAAUUAAGAGGAAUCUGGAAAAAUUAAAUCCAGAUGCUGGUGGACCAGGAAGUUCUAAAUCAGCGAGUCCUUCGAAACAAAAUAUAUCGUCAAGGUUACCUGGAAAAAGUCUUGUCAAUACUUCCGGUUCCGUGGUUCCAGGUUCGGAAGAUGAUAGUGAGAAAAAUGAAGAACUAAGUAACGAUGAUGCGCCGGAAGUCGUUAGCGAAGGUUUAUCAAGUGGCCAACCAAAGACUCUAAUUGUCCUAAUCUGCAAGCAUUGCAAAAAAAGGUUCAACAGCAAGCGUGGUUUCAAGAUGCACGUGAGGAGGCAGCACUUGAGACAAUACAAAUUCUUGUGCCCUCUCUGCGAUCGCAGUGCAAACUUGGAAUUCCAUAUCCAGCAACACAUUCAUUCGAAGCAUCCUAAUCGGCUAGUGAAACCAAUGCCCAAUCCAGUCAGUACAUCCAAUGAUGCUGAUCUAACUGAUGAAUUCUGGCUAAAGGAGUACCAGGUUCCCCCUGGCAAGGAAAACAGAGGUCAAAAACGAAAAGCAAACUUUGAAGAGGUCGCCGAAAAAAGGUUGAAAGCAAACGUGAUAGAUGAUAAAUUCAUUUGUGUGCAAUGCAACUUCGUAUCAGCGACCCGGCAGGCUCAUCUUGCCCAUCUAAACACCCACAAAAUCCUCUACAAGUGCGCUUAUUGUAGUUACACUGACAUGGUUAGGAUCGAUGUAAUGAAACAUUCGAAAUCUGAUCAUCCGCAAUUGUCGCCUAAAGUGGAAGCAAUUCCAAUAACUGGAAAUUCCAAUAAAAAGUUUAAUUACGAGUGCUCAUACUGCAACGUGCGCUGCAAAACGCACUUUGCCAUGAAGAAACACUGGACCAGGACUCACAAGGAUCCGCAGCCGAAUGAAGGAGUCAACUGGAAGACAGGACCUUUCCAGUACACUACUCUAGUUCAUGCAGACAGCGGAGCCGCGGAGAUAUUCACAUCCUCGCCAAAUGUUGCAGGGAAUGAGUCCGAGGAUUUAUCAGGUCAUCAUAAGGACGAAAAAUGGACCUGCGAGUGGUGCGGUGAAUUGUGCUGGAAUAGGAAAGACGUAAGCAAUCAUCACAGAGUCUUCCACUCGCAUCUGCCGCUCAAGUUUAAACCGGUUGAUCCACUUCAGAUUCCAGAAGACUACCGGUGUCCAGAAUGCCGUUUCGAGGCGAAGACCUACGAUAUAAUGUACAGGCACAUUAACAAGCACAUCAGAUUGUAUAAAUGCAAGUACUGCGAGCAAUCUUUCUGUGAAACUAGGCAGGUGAGGCUCCACGCCGAGCAAGUCCAUCCGAGAGUAGAGCCUAAAAUCGAAAGUGUCGAGAAUUACGCAGAGCAGCUCAAUGAUCUGUUGCUUAGAAUAACUGGGGGCGCGGGUUUCGAAUUAGAGUCUUCGGAAUAUGAAUCAGUUGCGAAGGAAUCCACCGCUAGUCCCAUGGUUCCAGUUCGUCCCUUCCCAAAGACAUUAAAAUCCGUCGCGAGAAAAUCGACAAAUCCUUUGCCGCGAUACCCGCCAGGCUUAAAGUUCUCGAACGAAGAUGCGAAGGUUGAAGGGAUUUCCCAUUACGGUGUCCCGAGGACACCCAUAGACAUGGGGUCUAUUAGCACUUACAUGGUAGUUGGAGGUCAUCGAAUGCCGGUCAAUUGUUUAACGCUUGCCCAACAUUUGGACAUAGAUCCUCGAGUAAUCGUUGUAGAUUUAAAGAAAAGACUGAACAGAAAAUAAAAGGUUUGGUCCAACCUUUGUGACAAAAGAGCUCAAAUGUCAACCGUUUUAGUUUAUGUUAUAAAAAACAAAAAAUUAGUAACUCUCAUGAGUAAAGUUAAUUGUUUAUCAAAUAAAAUUUUCGUUUGUCGUGUAUGUCGAAAAUACGAUUGGAUCGACUUGCAGCGUUCAUCAAGAAAUGCUCCUUUCGAUCCAGUUGCAUUUUAUUGGAUGUAGUUUCGAGGUUUGAUUAAAUCGUUAUUUUUAAUUUAAUGUGUUUUUGUUCAGUUUUGAACUCUGUUAGAACCACGAAGGAAUAGUGGGGAGUGGCAUCACCCUAUAUGUUUUUGGUAAGCAGAAGUGGAACAACGAACGUCCAUGAAUUCGUUGAUGUUUGCCGCGAAUGGAUACCCUCGAGCAGUCCCGCGCACAUGCGCAGUGCUGUUUGCGGUGUCACGUGUUCUAUACCCAUUCCCCUGUUAUAUUUUGAUAUCUCGAGUCAUAUUUAGGUUAUUUUCGUGUUUGUUUUUUAUUUUGUGGGGUGUGUAUCGCGUUUUUGAAUUGAAAACUAAAAGGAAAAUGGCAUAAAAAAAUACGAAAAUUUUCUAGAAAAUGUAAGUACUGUAAUUACAUUAUUAUAAUCAUUUGUGAAGUACGUGAGUAAGGGAUAAAGUUAAUUUCAGUAAACAAAAGAUUGUAGGUUUUUAUAUACAUAAUACAAGUUUAAAAACUUGCAACGCGUGGCGACAUGAUUGACAUGGCAACCGCCAGUGCGCAUGUGCGUGGGACUGCUCGAGGGUAUCUAUUCGUUGCGAACAUUAACGAAUUCUUAAACGUUCGUUGUUCCCCACUCCCCAUUUUAAUUGCCUUUUUACCUCAGUUUUGGCAACGUCAAGACUUUCUUUUCAUAUAAUUGCUCUCUGUGCUACAUUAAAGAUUGUUAAAAUAUACGAGCUAAAUUAUAGACAAAAUAUUCUAAUUAAGUCAUAUUGACGUAAUCUAAGAAUAGUAAUGAUUGUAUUUAAAGUCAAUCAACGAAAUUAUGCUUUAUAAUUUGUACUUUGCAGUUGGUUAAAACCUGGAUAUUAAAAAAUUCCUGAAGUAAACAUAAAGCAGUUUUGAUCAGUUGAAUAGAAAAAUACCUAGAGAAUAGUGGAACAUGUAAUGUUGUGAUCAUUUGUAAAUUAAGUUAUAUUGCAUGAUCGCAUGAAAUAUCUUCAGGUUUUUAUGCACUGCAAAACUUGAUACGUUUCCUUGUCAUUUCUGAGUUGAAUCUCAGGUUUUUGUAUGUAUUAUUCGUGAUUUUUUAAAAUCAUCCUGAAAGCGAAGAAACUGGAAAGUUCAAUUUAAAAUGGAGAAACAAAAUUUGGAAAAAUG
Belonocnema kinseyi is the source of this 6451-nucleotide messenger RNA. RefSeq names its product zinc finger protein Xfin-like. Gene Ontology annotation, cellular component: nucleus. Lineage: Eukaryota; Metazoa; Arthropoda; Insecta; Hymenoptera; Cynipidae. The transcript is spliced from 8 exons. The coding region runs from base 23 to 5095 and encodes 1690 amino acids. Gene Ontology annotation, biological process: regulation of gene expression. The record is from RefSeq and is a predicted model, not a curated record.